Laetiporus sulphureus 93-53 is the source of this 978-nucleotide messenger RNA. RefSeq lists its product as uncharacterized. Lineage: Eukaryota; Fungi; Basidiomycota; Agaricomycetes; Polyporales; Laetiporaceae. Gene Ontology annotation, cellular component: nucleus; elongin complex. The record is from RefSeq and is a predicted model, not a curated record. Bases 1 to 978 code for a protein of 325 amino acids. The transcript is spliced from 7 exons. Gene Ontology annotation, biological process: transcription elongation by RNA polymerase II.
AUGGAUAUAACUCUAGAGGAAGGUUCAACAAGACGUUUGCCAAGCCUUGUGCAGCACUGCCAGCGAGUCGCAGCAACAUACGUUGAUAGCAUCUGCAGCUUUGACGGGAGCAUACGCUAUGGUCUCAUCAAACCGAUAUUAGAAAGUUGUUCUCCAGAAACUCUCCUAAGAUUGGAGGAUGAGAGCCCGCAUCUCAGGGAGGAUACCGAAGAAAUUUGGAAGCAGUUAUGCCAUCGCUCCUAUCCUGUCGCUGCUGAACAGUAUCAAUCUGAUCCUAGUGAAGAGCCACAGUCAUGGCGGCAUGUAUAUUUUGCCCUUCGUGGAAUGGAAACGAAGCGUUUCGAAGAAUUAGGGACACGUUUGCGAGCUAUUCGCAAAGAAGAAGCGGAACGGAAGAAGGGAUCGCAAAUCAAGAUCACGGACCGGCUGCCUCCCGCUAAGCGAGUGCGCUCAUGGGGCACCUAUCAACCGAAGACUCUUAUACAAAAGACACGAUGGGAGGCAGCACGUAUGCAGAAGGGCAUAUACAGCUCGCCCAUGUUUCCAGCACCUAAGAAUUACCGCUCGUCUACAUCCGCGUCUGGCAGCAUUCCGUUGUGUUCACCGGCAACCUCAAGAUCCUCCAAGGCUUCGAUCUCAACUCCAUCAUCGUCAGAUUGCGGAUCUGACCAGCAACCAGGCAGUCGUGUCACUGUUACCAGUGUGACAGUGCGCCGACGCCCUUCGGCAAUGACUGUGGAAUCGUCACUUCGGCCCACCACGAACACGAUAUCGACCUCUCCGACUGUUGUCGACUGCACUGCACAUGACAACACACUCACUCCUGUGACAUCAUCGCCUCGCGGUGACUCCCGUCCGGCACUGGUAAAGUCAAACAUGAAGAAAGACCCGCUUUCAUCACUGUUCAUGCCUAAGCAUCGAGCUCUUUCGCAACUGCCUAGUCAGGCCCCGUCGUCGCGUAGCGUUACACAGACUUGA